Messenger RNA from Helicoverpa zea (corn earworm), 732 nucleotides. RefSeq names its product nuclear protein 1. The record is from RefSeq and is a predicted model, not a curated record. Bases 120 to 323 code for a protein of 67 amino acids. Lineage: Eukaryota; Metazoa; Arthropoda; Insecta; Lepidoptera; Noctuidae. Gene Ontology annotation, biological process: negative regulation of cell cycle; regulation of transcription by RNA polymerase II; negative regulation of cell population proliferation. Gene Ontology annotation, cellular component: nucleus. The transcript has a single exon.
CGUGCGCAGCCAUUUCAUCGAACAUUCAGUAGAAACAAAAUCUUGAGUUACGUUGUCAGUUGCAACUGCGACAAAUUUCCUGUGAUUUCAAUAAUAUUUACAAAUAUCCAAACGUAAAUAUGUCCGAAGCUUUCUUUGACGAGUACGACUACUACAACUUCGACCACGACAAGCACAUCUUCUCCGGACACAGCGGCAAGCAGCGCACCAAGAAGGAGGUCAACGAGCACACCAACCACUUCGACCCGUCCGGCCAUUCCAGAAAGAUCGUCACCAAGCUCAUGAACACAGAGAACAACAAGAAGACGAACCACAAGCAUUAGAUGGAGCGUUGAACCUGAGGACUAUGGCUUGUAAAAGGACUAUCGAUAUGCCGAGCGAAAGGAGGACUUUAUGGCGGAUCCCGGAGGAGGGCUCCGGCCGCCACUCGUCUCAGAGAUCGAUGGAGCAUCCACGGCGGUUCCUGCUGACGCAGGGCUUCUACCUGGCGCACCACACCAGCAGGAUACGAAGCAGAGCCAGGGCGCAGCGCCCCAGGUGAGCUCUGCCGCCUGGACCCAACACCGUUCCACCACUGAUCUCAACUCUUAUUAUUAUUUGAGCUUGUUGUAAAGCUCACAACUGCUGUGUUAUUAUUCCUAGUUAGAUUAUUAUGAUUCUGUAUCUUUCCUGAGGUAGGUACUUGAAGGACUGUAAUAAUUUAAGGCAAAUAAAAAUUAUAGUUAAGAAGUA